Messenger RNA from Closterium sp. Naga37s-1, 2637 nucleotides. Lineage: Eukaryota; Viridiplantae; Streptophyta; Zygnematophyceae; Desmidiales; Closteriaceae. The record is from the annotation of a GenBank genome assembly.
AUGUUUCCGCAUCGCGGCAGUGCAGCACCAACCGUCCCUCCAUUCCUCUCCGGCCCCCCGCCCCACUCCCAAGCCCCCACGAUGACCCUCGAGCCUCUCUCUCUCGCCUCCCUCCUCUCCCUCCCCGUCGAAGCGGUCUCCGCGAAGCUUCGCUCCACGCCGCCCGCGCAUUUGGAGCAGCUUCGCGUCUCGCUAUGGGACAUUCUCGGCACGCCCGACCGCAAGCCGGAGUUUCUCUCCCUCCAGCGCCUGCUUAUAACGCGUACGGGCGCCGGCGCGGGUCUUACCACUGAGUCCCUCUCCCGCGCGCACUACACGCAUCUUAAGAUCCUCGUCGCGGUUCGGACCGGCAUCCAGGCGUUUCUACACCCCGAUAUCGCCAUCCCGCCAACGUCUUUGAUCGAAAUCUUCCUCCGCCGCCGCUGUCAGAACAUGGCCUGCCAGAGCCCGCUUCCCGCGGGCGGCUGCCGCUGUCGUUUCUGCACGACAGGCAACGGCGAACCGGGGGGAUCCGGGCGGGCGGGAGCAGACGCGGGAGCGACAAAUACCGCCGGAGUUUCCGGUACCACCAGCGCAAACACCACCGGUGCUAUCACCAGGGGUAACUCAGGGGCAGGCACUAGCGCUGGUAUUGCUUCUAGCACGGAAAUUGGCGGGGGAUUUUGCAAUUUGUGCAUGUGUGUCGCAUGCGGGAAAUUCGAUUUCGACACCAACACGUGUCGCUGGAUCGGAUGCGAUUUUUGUCUGCAUUGGUGCCACACGGAUUGCGCGCUCCACAUGGGGUUCGUGCGCCAUGGCGCAGUGGGGGCUGGGGGAAGCGCGGGGGGCGCGGGGGGAAGAGGCGGAGGGCAGGCGGGCGGGGGGGCUGCGGAGGGCUCCGCGGACGGGGCGACGGCGGCGACGAGUGCGCAGUUCGCGUGCCCCGCGUGCGCGCGGUCGUCGGAGCUGUUUGGGUUCGUGCGCGACGUGUUCCGCCUGUGCUCCGCGCAGUGGGACGCGGAGGCCGCGCGGAGGGAGCUGGAGUGCGUGGGGGGGAUAUUCGGCGCGAGCACGGACGCGCUCGGGCGCGAGCUUGCGCGGAGGGCGGCGCUGGCGCUGAGGGAGCUGCGGGAGGGGCGCAGGGCGUGCGCGGACAUUUGUCGCGACAUGCAGCUUUUCUUCGCCAGCAGCGCCACAUUCGCCCCUGCUCCUCCCAAUCCUGCCACCCCCGCCGCUUCAGCUGCUUCUGCUCCUCACCCUCCCCCAACAAUGGUAGCGCCCUCCCCUGCUCCUCCCGUCGCCGCAUCUGCUCCCAUUGCUGCCCCUCCUGCUCCUGCUCCUCCUCCUCCUGCUGCUGCUUCUACUGCCGCUUCUCCCAUCCCUCCCAUGGGCCCGGUUGUCUCCGCCUCAGGCUCGGCCAGACCUGCUCCCGGGCUUCCCGGUCCAGGUUCGGGCCAUACUAGACCCAGCUCCGGUCCCACCGCGCCCACAUCAGCGCUUUCCAAACCUCCGUCUCUGCCUCGGUGCCAAUCCAGCCUGGAAGCAGCGCGAGAGGCUCUAGCGGAAUGCCAUAGGGAUGUGAUAGGGAAGCGGAAAGAAGCAGCAGCGGUGGAGGAGGUGCGAGCGCGGAAGAAAUGGCAGGUGCAGGAGCUAGAAGCGGUUGCUGCGUCGCGAUUGGCCGACGCGGAACGAAUGGAGAGAGAAGCAGCGGAAGCGAGGAAAGAGGUCGAGAUCCUACCAGCACAAGCAGUGCAAGGAGCACAAGCAGUGCAAGCAACGCAGGCAACACGAGCAGCACCUGCGUUACAAGCAGGGCAGAUAAGGCAGCGAGCGGAUGAGCAAGCAACAGCAGAGAGAGCAGCAGAGAGAGCAGCAACAGCUCAGCAACUCGCAGCACAGCAGGUUGCUGAGGAGGUUCAGACGGCCAGACAGCUAGCCCGACAGCAAGUCGCACAAGAGCAGCAGAAGCAGCAGCAGAGGCAAUUGCAGCAGCAGCAGCAGCAGCAGCAGCAGCAGCAGCAGCAGCAGCAGCAGCAGCAGCAGCAGCAGCAGCAGCAGCAGCAGCAGCAGCAGCAACGGCAGUAUCAGCACGGGCAGCAGCAGCAGCAGCAGUAUAGGGGGGAGGAUGGGAAGGGCGGUGGGGGGCGGAGGGUGGGCGUGGAGUUAGGGAGCGAAGACGGCAGGGGAACUGACGAGGGAGAAGGAGAGGGAAGGAAGGAGAAGGUUCCUUGGUGGAAGACGGAGGCGGCAGGCGCAGUGGGAGCGGCAGGGGAGGCAGGAGCAGUGGGAGCAGCAGGGGAAACAGGGGCAGCGGGAGCAGGAGGGACAGAGGGAGCAGCAGGAACAGCAGGGAAGACAGGAUCAGCGGGAGAGGUGGGAGCAGAGGGAGCAGCAGGGGAGGCGGGAGCAGCGGGAGCAGGAGGGACAGAGGGAGCAGCAGGAACAGCAGGGACAGCAGGGACAGCAGGGGAGACAGGAGCAGCGGGAGCAACGAGAGAGGAGGGAGCAGCGGGAGCAGGAGGGACAGAGGGAGCAGCAGGGAAGGAGGGAGCAGAGGGAGCAGCAGGGGCAGCAGUGGAGGCUGGAGCAGCGGGAACAGCAGGGGCAGCAGGCGCAGGAAAAGAGGCAGCAGCAAGAGCAAGGCGUGGAUCCGAGUAG